Messenger RNA from Tribolium madens (black flour beetle), 606 nucleotides. Its product is annotated as mothers against decapentaplegic homolog 4-like. The record is from RefSeq and is a predicted model, not a curated record. Gene Ontology annotation, cellular component: heteromeric SMAD protein complex. Lineage: Eukaryota; Metazoa; Arthropoda; Insecta; Coleoptera; Tenebrionidae. Gene Ontology annotation, biological process: BMP signaling pathway; anatomical structure morphogenesis; transforming growth factor beta receptor signaling pathway. Gene Ontology annotation, molecular function: RNA polymerase II cis-regulatory region sequence-specific DNA binding; DNA-binding transcription factor activity, RNA polymerase II-specific; I-SMAD binding. Bases 1 to 606 code for a protein of 201 amino acids. The transcript is spliced from 3 exons.
AUGUCUUAUCGUGGAAAUAACCGUCAUUUAGCUGCUAUAGCUAUCGUUGGCCAAUCUUUUACUGGUGUUAACACAGCUUACUGGAACACAAACCAAUGUAACGAAGUAAACAACACUUUGUUGUCCUCUCAACCCGCCCCCGAAUACUGGUGUUCCGUAGCCUCCUUCGAGCUAGAUAUUCAAGUCGGUGAAACAUUUAAAGUACUUUCAAAUUGCCCAAAUGUGACAAUUGACGGCUACGUGGAUCCCUCCGGUGGCAACAGAUUUUGCCUCGGUGCAUUGAGUAAUGUGCACCGCACUGAACAAAGUGAGAAAGCAAGACUACAUAUUGGCAAAGGGGUACAAUUGGACUUAAGGGGUGAAGAAGAUGUUUGGUUGCGUUGUUUAAGUGACCAUUCGGUUUUCGUUCAGGGUUAUUAUUUAGGCAUUAAGGCUGAACGAAAGCCUGGUGAUGCGAUUCACAAAUUCUAUCCUGGAACAAACAUUAAGGUUUUUGAUCUGAGACAAUGCCACAAGGAAAUAAUCACUGAAGCGGCCACAGCGCAAGCAGCAGCAGUGCACAAGCGGCGGCAGUGGCAGAGCACAUUUCAGGCCCUCAUUCAAUAG